Messenger RNA from Ilex paraguariensis (yerba mate), 810 nucleotides. The record is from the annotation of a GenBank genome assembly. NCBI's taxonomy places the organism in Eukaryota, Viridiplantae, Streptophyta, Magnoliopsida, Aquifoliales, Aquifoliaceae.
AUGCUUACCUUAUCCAAAAAGAGCAUUAUAUUGAGCUUAGGGCUUCAGCAACUACCAAUACCAGCAGCCAUGGUUCUCAAGACGGAACUUUGUCGUUUUAGCGGGGCCAAGAUAUAUCCUGGGAGGGGUAUCAGAUUUGUUCGUUCAGAUUCUCAGGUGUUUUUGUUCGCAAACUCAAAAUGCAAGAGGUACUUCCACAACCGACUGAAGCCUUCAAAACUUACUUGGACGGCCAUGUACAGGAAACAGCAUAAGAAGGACAUUGCCCAAGAGGCUGUAAAGAAGAGGCGGCGUACCACCAAGAAGCCUUACUCUAGGUCCAUUGUGGGUGCCACUCUGGAAGUGAUCCAGAAGAAAAGAACUGAAAAGCCAGAAGUUCGCGAUGCUGCCAGGGAGGCUGCUCUGCGUGAAAUUAAGGAAAGGAUCAAGAAAACAAAGGAUGAAAAGAAGGCAAAGAAGGCAGAAGUGAUGGCCAAGGUACAGAAGACUGGUGGUGGCAAGGGUAACAUGGCCAAGGGUGCUGCCCCAAAAGGUCCUAAACUUGGAGGUGGUGGUGGAAAGCGUUGAACUACGUGGUAGGUAAUGUUACUGUAUCAGAGUACUAGGUAGGUUGCUGGGUUUUUCGAAAGAAGUUGAUUAGUAUUGUCAACGAAAAUGUUGUUUGCAUUUCUUUUAUCAUGAUUGAAUAUGAGUAAUCUCUAGUUUUGAAUGGAUUUUUGCUUUUGGUUGGAAUGCAGUUAUUGAUAUGGAUUUAUUGAUUGCCCUUUGUGCGCAUGUAGCAGUUUGGUGGUACUUCUGAUUUUUAAGUUG